UAGGUGAGUAUGUUUCCAACUGUGUGCAGUGUCACCCAAAGGAUUACAGCUCCAUGGAAGUGAGCCAGCUGCAAGAGAACCAUAGUGUACUGUAUUGCUAUUAUUCUGGAGAUGUUUUGUGCAUCAAAGAAAUUCGUGCAACUUCUGUUUCUGUGAUUCUUUACCUUUUUGCUGCUGUGGUGGUGAUGCUUACAUUUUUUGGGAACCUGGUGGUGAUAAUUUCAAUCUCUCACUUCAAACAGCUUCACACUCCAACAAACAUCCUUGUGCUUUCACUAGCUGUGGCAGAUUUUUUUGUGGGAUUGUUUAUUAUGCCUUUCAUGGUUAUUCAGUCAAUAGAGACUUGUUGGUAUUUUGGAAACAUAUUUUGUCUAAUUUACACAAUGCUAUUGUAUAUACUUACUGAAACCUCGAUAUUUAAUCUGGUAAUGAUAGCUAUUGACCGAUAUCUUGCAUUGUGUGAUCCAUUAUUAUAUUCAACUAAAAUUACUGUUCGUGUGGCAACUUUUUCUGUUGGAUUAAUUUGGUUUUUGUCACUGUGUUAUACAUGUGCAUUAUUAUUUUCUAAUGGAAAUACUGAGGGCAUUAUUGGAUUAGAUCCCUGUCCUGGGGAUUGUCUAGUUGUCCUUAACUCAACUUGGGGGACCCUGGAUCUUGUAUGUUCAUUUCUUUUGCCUGUUUCUAUAAUGAUUACAUUAUAUGCCAAAAUUUUUGUGGUUGCAAAACGGCAUAUUAGGGCAAUAUCAACACAGCAGAAGGUUUUCACAGAAAAAUCUAGAAACAAAUUAGCCAAAAAAUCUGAAAGAAAGGCUGCAAAAACAUUAGCAAUAGUUGUUGCAGUCUUUAUUCUUUGUUGGUUACCAUUCUACAUAAGUACAAUUCUAAACCAGUUUUUAAAUUUGUCAAUACCUUCUACAAUUGCAUGUGGAUUUUUAUGGCUAGCCUACAUUAACUCCAGCUUGAAUCCAAUCAUUUAUGCCUUUUUUUAUCCCUGGUUUCAAAAAUCACUCAAACUCAUGGUAACUUUUAAGAUAUUUAGCACAGGCUCAUCUCUAAUUAGUCUUUUACCUGAAAAUUAGAUGAAAUUUAUUGUAUUGUAAAUGAUAUUGUUUA
Molecule: messenger RNA, 1113 nt
Organism: Erpetoichthys calabaricus (reedfish)
Lineage: Eukaryota; Metazoa; Chordata; Cladistia; Polypteriformes; Polypteridae
Product: trace amine-associated receptor 13c-like
Exons: 1
Coding region: 54-1079 (341 amino acids)
Biological process (GO): G protein-coupled receptor signaling pathway
Cellular component (GO): membrane
Molecular function (GO): trace-amine receptor activity
Source: RefSeq, a predicted model, not a curated record